AUGCCGCGCAAAUCCGCCGCCGCCGCGCCGCCGCCGCCGUCGCCCGCGGACGACGUCGCGAACGAACCCGACCUCGCGGACUUCCUCAAGCAGCUCGUGAACGUGGACGACGUCGGCGUCGGCGACGCGGGGGGCGAUCGCUUUCUUCAUCCGCGCGGCGCCGCGAACGCCGACGCGGUGUGGAGCGACCUGGACAACCUCGACGUCGCGGACCCCAUCUACAUGUCCUUGGGCGCCGGCGGCGGCGCGCUGGGCGCGUUGGCCGCGGCCGACCACGUCCGCGAACGCGUCGUCGACUCCCCCUCCCCGGCCAGCGUCGCGGGCGCGAACGGAAGAGGCGAGCGCGACACCCGGAAAGAAGUCGCGGAGAAUCGCAGGGACUCCAACUCCCCCGCCAGCGUCGGCGGCGAACCGACCGGAAGCGGCGGCAGAGGCGGCAGCGGCGGGCCCGGGUCGAGCGCGGCGAGCGCGGUGAAGACGUUCGAGCACCUCGGCGAGACGCUCCGCGUGUUGAGCGAUCAGCUCCGAGCGGCGCGGCGGCCGCACGAGUCGGUGCCCGAAGUCGGCGGCGCGGAUCGCACCGCGGAGGCGACGCAGCGGAGACUCGCGUCGACGCUGGACGACAUCUCGGAACGCCUGGACGUCGGGUCACUCGUGCAGCUGUUCGUGCCGAAGCUGCAGUCGAGGACCGGCGGCGCGCUCGUGAUGCUGCAGACGUUUAAGGCGUUCACGCGCGUGAAAACCGUGCAUCGAGAAAAGUUUUGGAAGUACCACAGGAUGUCCGAGGGAUUCUUCUUCAACCUCUCCCCGGGCGGGGACUCGAACUUGUUGGGGCUCCCCGGGCGGUGUUUCCUCCACUCCAGACCGGAGUGGACGCCGUCGGUGUGCUGCUACCAGCCCACGGAGUACCCACGGUUGGGAUGCGCGAUCGAUUGCCAGAUGCACUCCACCAUCGCGCUCCCGGUGUACUUCGACGACCCUCGCGUCCGCCCCGCGAUGCCGUUCGCGGUCAUGGAGCUCCUCCUGGAUCAGCAAGUCACGGACAUGGGACGCGUGUUCGACACGUGCGUCGGGGCGCUGCGCGGGAACGGUCUGUACACCGCGGGGACGGAUCGCUUGGGGACGGAGGACACGAUGCGCGCGGCGCUGGGCUCGAAGCUCUCGCGCGUCGGCGAGGGCAACGACGUCGCGCUCGAGAACAUGUGCCACGCGCUCGGGUUCCCGCUCGCGCAGUGCUGGAUCCCGAACGACGACGGGUUGCUGAUCGCCGCGGGGGCGCCGUACUGCGUCAAGGACGCGAUGGCGUUUCCGUUUCGUCAGAUCUCGUCGCAGAUCUCGCUGCUCGGCGGUCAGGGCCCGGUGGGUCAGGUUUACGAGCAGGGGACGAUGAUCUGGGUCGACGACGUCCAAAACGGGAGCCAGGUAGACUGGCCUCUGCAGCACGCGACCGCGCUGCUCGGGCUUCACGGCGCGUGCACGUGCAAGAUCGUGUUGCACCAAAAGCACCCCCGCGGCGGCGGCGGCGGCGCGGCGGGGGAGCCGAUCGAGGCGGUGUUGGAGGUGAUUCUUCCGAGCAACUUGCUCAUCGCGGAGCAGCAGCGGCGCAGCGUCGAUGCGCUGUGGAACUACCUGCAGAACUCUACGGAGCUUCGGCUCGUGACCGGCGGCGCGUCCGCGGCGACGCGGGCGGCGAGCCAGGCCCAGGCGGCGCGAGGAGGAGGCGCGAAAGCGACCGCGAACGCGAACGCGGCUCGGGGAGGCGCCGAGCUCAACUCGAGAUCGAGCGACCUGACCGCGGCCGUCGGGGGCGACGGCGACGGCGCCGGCGGUCGCGCGCACGGCGGGAACUUGCUCGCGGGGAUCCCGCUCCCCGGCGACGCGAACGCGGAGGAGAAUGUCCCCACUUGGGGCGUCACGCUGGAGAUUUUGCAGCAGCACUUUAGCAAGCACCUGAAGCAAGCCGCGAAAGACUUGGGCGUCGGGUCUACGACGUUAAAACGCAUCUGUCGACGGUACGGCAUCACGCGGUGGCCGCGGCGGUCGCUGAAGUCGAAGCAAGGGAAGCUGCAGCAGGUGCUGAAGUCGCUGUACACCGGGGACGGCGCCGCGGAAGCCUCCCCCCAGGGCGGCGGCGACGCGUCCCUGGCGCGCGCUUCGGGCGGCGGCGGCGAGUCCGCGAUGUCGCUGGGAACGCGCGAUUCGUUCAUGACGGACCCGACGAGCGGCGGAGACGGCGCGAACGACGCGUCCGUGCACGGCCCGAGCGGCGGCGGGGGUUGGGGCGUCGGCGUCGGCGGGUCGCUCCCCCACGGAGGGGGUUUGUCGCCGUUGACGCGUCACGAUUCCAUCACGUCGUCCCCGCUGAGCGGACGACCGGCGUGCCCGCCCGUCGGUGGUCUCGCCGGCGGACACAAUCUCAGCGGCCUGAAGCGUGCGCUCGCGGCGGAUCAGAACCCGUGGGGCGGCGGCGGCGUCGGGAUGCCGCGCCCCGGAAACGCCGGCGGCCGGCCCGGCGGCGACGGCGACGGCGUCGGCGUCGGAAAGUUCCAGAGAGGGUUCUCGUGGCACGGCGGCGACGUCGCGCGGCGCGCGCUGCAUAACGAUGCCGAAACGCGCGGGGAGUGGACGUUACACGGCGAGUUGACGUUCGCGCAACUCGGCGGCGGCCCCGGGCGCGCGGGGUACCCGGAACAGGGCGCGGCCGCGCACCCUUCGUCCGCGUGGCCCAUCCCCGGAGCGUCUCACGACCGAGGAGGACACCACGGCGGCGCCGGCCCGACCAACGAGGACCUCAAAGACGCCGCGGACGCGGACGCGGACACCGCGGGCGCGCGCGCGCGCGCGACGGCGGCGGGUCCCUCUGGCGGGACGACGACGAGCGACGACGGCGGCGGGUCGUCGUUCGACGCGGACAGCUCGGGGAAGACCUCUCUGCUGUCGCCGUCCGAAUGCGCGGCGGCGGCGGGGGGGGCGGGCGUCGUCUUCAAGGCGUCGAUCUGUGGCGACGGCGACGGGGGAGGAGGCCUUCUUCGCGCGCGGCUCCUGGGAGACGUCACGCGCGCGGCGCUGGUCGAUCGCCUCGCGCUGUGCCUCCGUCCGAGGGACCCCGCGGAGCCCGGCGCGGGCGAAAAGCCGGGGUUCAAGAUCAAGUACCAAGACGACGAGGACGAGUGGUGCUUGCUCUCGAAAGACUCGGACCUGGAGGAGGCGAUCGCGUUCGCGAAGCAACGCCGCGAGCGCGCCGCCGCCUCCGGGACCGCCGCCGACCUCGCGACCGCGCUCGGCCACGUGCGACUCAAGAUCGAAGGCGCGAGUCCGAGUCCGACCGCCGCCGCCUCCGCGCUCGACCGCCGAGCGGAUGACGUCCCCGCCCGGGGCGGCGGGACGCCGCUCUCCGCGGCGCGCGCGUGCGGCGCUAGCGAUACGACGUUCACCGCGAAGAUCUCCCUCGGCGACGGCGACACGAUGCGCGUCAAGCUGGUGCCGGGGAUGUCCUUCCGCGACCUCGCCUCGGUCGUGACGGAGGCGUCGGGCGGCGCCGCCGCGAGGAGGCCCGCGACGCCGACGUUGACGUACACGGACGACGCGGACGAGUCGUGCGACUUGCGCGGCGACGCGGACCUGGACGAGUGCCGCGCCGCGUGCGCGCGGAGCGGGACGAUACGCGUCCGGGCGACGUUCGGCGGGGGGGGGGAUCAAAGGUUAAGGGUUUAA
This is a messenger RNA of Micromonas pusilla CCMP1545, 3714 nucleotides long. RefSeq names its product nit2-like protein 2. The record is from RefSeq and is a predicted model, not a curated record. The transcript has a single exon. The coding region runs from base 1 to 3714 and encodes 1237 amino acids. NCBI's taxonomy places the organism in Eukaryota, Viridiplantae, Chlorophyta, Mamiellophyceae, Mamiellales, Mamiellaceae. Gene Ontology annotation, molecular function: protein binding; DNA-binding transcription factor activity.